UUAAAAAAGGCACUGAGGUAAUCCAGGCGUGUAAGAUGCUCUCAGUGUCUUUAAAAGGUCGAUGAUAAAACCUUUAUAAAAGAUAUACGAUGCGCGGCUCCAAACUUAAAGUAGCUCUAUGCUCCAUGAAAUCCAGCUUCCACUUUCUUUCUGUUUACCUUUUUAUGAUUGUCAGACUGUUUUCUGCAGCGAAGCAGAGGGAGUUUCAUAUUAUAACCCUGUCAUUAUAGGACCAUUAAAUGUACCUUGAAGCCUUGAAACGGGCCUGAUAUGAUCCACUUGGGAACCGGCAGGAUUUGUUUUUGUGCCGGGACCCAAAGACCAGGAUCUGAGUUCAGCUGGAGGAAAUCUUUCCCUUAAGCUGAACUUAACAGAACAAAAUGAAGACACAGAACCUCCUUUGUCCACACGUUGAAACCAGGAUGUACCAGGACUGAGCACAGGGCGGCCUCAGUGCUGGGACGCUUGUAAUAAAAGAUAACGUGGAAAUGAAUCUACAGUUUUAUGGGAGGGAGGAAUCCAGACCAGGUUGGUUUAUCAGCAGAAUCACAUGAGCAGUAAAUCAGUCGGCAGAUAAAAACACAGACUGCAGUAAAACUCUGUUGGAAUUACUUUGAGAGGGCUGGAAGACAAAGUAAUGGGAUAAAACCGGUUAAAACGGUCUUGUUGCGGGUGAGGGAUGUCACGGUAAGAGGUAUUGUGGGUAAUAGAGGCUCUAAUUGACUCCACUUUAACAGUAACAUAAGCAAAUAACAGUUCACAGUCCCUUUCAGACGGGGCACAGGGAGGAGGAUCCUCCGCCUUAAAUAAAGAAGUCUUUAAUUAUAACCAGAUAAUAAACCCUGUCAUGUACUGUACAUGUUUUUUCCCAUCUUUGCUUCCCUGCAUUCUCUUUUCCAGCUGUGAAUAUUUAGUCAUUUAUCUGCUUCCUCACUCCUUCCUCAUCUGCAGGUGGAGGAGGAGCCACAACUAUUUUACUCUUAAUAAUCUUAAUUUUAAGAUAAAGCGCAGUCACGCUGUGAGCAUACUGUAGAUUAUUUUCUUGAUUAAUCGAUGAGUCGUUAGGCCCAAUGUGACGUCCACAGAUGACUUCUUGUAUCCUCAACCCGGAGAUGAUCAGUUUACUGUCACAGAGGAGGAAAGAAACCAGAAAAUAUUCAUGUUUACGAAGCCGGAAUCACAUAAUUUGGACGUUUUUUCUUUAAAAAAGGGCAAAACUGUUGGUCAGUAAUUUUGAAGUUGACAUCUAAUCGAUUAGUCAACGUAUUGCAGCUCCAGUGGACUGCUGAAUUUAAAAACAGCGCUGGUGUCUUUACUGGAAACGACCACUAGGAGUCGCUAAAACACAGAACUGUUGAGAUCCUCCACAGAGGAGCUAAGUUUGGACAUUUUGUGAAUUAACUCGUCAGUUUGAGGAAAACCAGUUCAGGUGUAUCCGACUGCAGUUCUGUGUCGGGCUCUGAUUGGUUCAUCACGGCUGCUUCUUCACCGCUCAGACCUGACCCCGGCGUGACGCCAGCCUCGAACAGCACUGAGUGGAUUAGUGCUGAUGCACCAGAGUUUGAUUGUGUUUUGACACACUUUAAAGACGACUCUGACAAAUCCUACCGUCAUGAUCUGGACUCUGGAUUAAUGGCUGCGUUUAGGUCGGCUGUAAUGUGAUCAAUAAGAUCUCCGUGCAGGUCGGCUGAUCAAGAUCUAACUUUACUUUCCUUAAGAAGGAUUUUCUGAUCUGAGUCUGAACAUAAACAUCUUUUUGCAUCACUUUGAUGCUUUCUUGUAACUUGAGUAUUUCUACACUGUGGUAUUAGUACUUUAACUUCAGAUCUGAGUACAUUACAUUUACAUGUAUUCAUUUAGCUGAAGCUUUUAUUCUCAGUUGCUCUACAUGUCAGAGGUCGCAUGCCUCUGGAGCAACGAGGGGUUAAGUGUCUUGCUCAGGGACACCUUGGUGUCUCAGUGGAUUCUAACCCGGGUCUCUCACACCAAAAGCUUGCGUCUUAUCCAGGUUGACAGGUUUUAAAGACAUUCUCAGAAAUGUUCUGCACAUUCACAAACUUAAAUUUCUCAUGUUGUUUCUACAAAAGCUGGAGAACAACAACAACAACCAAUAAACACCUUUCAAACAUCAUUUCUCAAACUACACACAAAGGUUAAAGGUGCUCCGUGUAAACCUGCAGAUCCUCCGACCGCUCUGUUGUCCUUUUGACCCUGACCGUUCAUCCAAACGCAGUAAAGCGGAAACAACAACGGGACCGGGUCCAGCAGCAGGGCCAGAUGCCACAACAAAGGCGUGUGAGACGUUGUCCCACCUCUUUAAGCCUCUUAGUGCCUGUAAGUCUGCCUGCCUGCCUGCAGCCGGCCUGCAGGGCUGCCGUUGGCCCUGAUCACACCGUGAUGAUUUAAUCCCUCAGUGGAAAAGGUUAGCUCUCCUUCUCUCAGGCUUGUCACCCUGCCAGCCGCAAAUGCACAGAGAGGAAGACCAGAAGAAGAUCUGGAGGGCGAUGGAGGAGCUUCUGUUACCGAGCGGCGAGGAGGAGACCCUCUCCGAGAACAGUUCGCAUGUUCCCGGGGACGCGGGGAGGACGGUGGAGGACCAAAUGAAGAAUUUUGUCAAGGCGACGGUGAAGGAGGACCUGAGUAAGAACGUGAGGGAUUUCUUUAAGAGGAACGGGCUGCUGACGCUGUCGGUCAUCGCCGUGGCCACGGGCUGCAUGCUGGGCUUCAUGCUGAGAGGAACUCACCUGUCCACACAGGCAAAGAUCUACUUCUCUUUUCCCGGAGAGCUGCUGAUGAGGAUGCUGAAGAUGCUCAUUCUUCCCCUCAUCACGUCCAGUUUGAUGUCGGGUCUGUCGUCGAUGGAGUCGAAGGCGUGCUGUCGUAUCGGCGUCCUGACCGUCACCUACUACCUGUGGACCACCUUCAUCGCCGUGGUCGUCGGCAUCGUGCUCGUCCUCAUCAUCAAACCCGGCGUGGGGACGGAGAUGGAGAGUCACCGGCUGGGAGCGGGGCCCGUCAUGACCUCGGCCGACGCCCUGCUCGACCUCAUCAGGAACAUGGUUCCCUCUAAUAUAAUCGAGGCCACGUUUCAGCAGUACAAAACGGACCUGGUUCCCAUCCUCAAAGUCCCGACCAGAACCAUCCAGCCAAACUUCGUGUACGUGGUCCCCCACGAGAGCGGCCCCGAAGGUCGCACGGUGUACCUGGAGCUGACGCCGCCCCCGGAGAUCAUGUACAAGACGAGUCCCGGCAGCAGCCAGCAGAUGAACGUCCUCGGCAUCGUCAUCUUCUCCGCCACCAUGGGCCUGUUGCUGGGCAGAAUGGGAGAGCGAGGAGCUCCACUGGUCAACGUCUGUCAGUGUAUCAACGAGUGCGUAAUGAAGAUCAUCAACGCUGCCGUCUGGUACUUUCCGUUUGGGAUCAUCUUUCUGGUGGCGGGGAAGAUCCUGGACAUGCAGGACCCGAGCACGCUGGGGAGGAAGCUGGGCUGGUACGGCAUCACGGUGCUCGCCGGGCUCUUCGUCCACGGACUCAUCCUCCUCCCUUUCUUCUACUUCAUCCUAACCAGGAAGAACCCCUUCUCCUACAUCCGCGGGCUGCUGCAGGCCAUGGUGAUCGCCCUGGCCACCUCCUCCAGCUCUGCCACUCUGCCCAUCACCAUGAAGUGUUUGUUGGAAAACUGCCACGUCGACCGGCAGAUCGCGCGGUUCGUCCUCCCUGUGGGCGCCACCAUCAACAUGGACGGCACAGCGCUGUACGAGGCCGUGGCGGCCAUCUUUAUCGCUCAGGUUAAUGACUACGAGCUGGACUUCGGCCAGUUGGUCACCAUCAGCAUCACAGCCACAGCCGCUAGCAUCGGUGCAGCGGGGAUUCCUCAGGCCGGUCUGGUUACCAUGGUGAUCGUACUGACAUCCGUGGGCCUGCCGCCAGAUGACAUCACACUCAUCGUGGCCAUCGACUGGAUCCUCGACAGGUUUCGGACCAUGAUCAACGUUCUGGGCGACGCUCUGGCGGCGGGAAUCAUCGGCCACCUCUGUCGGAAAGAUUUCCCCCUCAGUGAAGCAGGAAAAAAUGUACCGUCUUACGGCACUCAGACUCCUCACAACAACUCCCACAGCGUAGACGUGCCAAUGACGGAGAUCCACACGCACAAAGACUGCAUGUUCGACUCACCGGGCGAGAAGCACGCGCACACCGUCUACUACAACAUCUGCCAGGUGUGA
This is a messenger RNA of Micropterus salmoides (largemouth bass), 4223 nucleotides long. RefSeq names its product excitatory amino acid transporter 5-like. Gene Ontology annotation, biological process: L-glutamate transmembrane transport. The transcript is spliced from 11 exons. NCBI's taxonomy places the organism in Eukaryota, Metazoa, Chordata, Actinopteri, Centrarchiformes, Centrarchidae. Gene Ontology annotation, molecular function: neutral L-amino acid transmembrane transporter activity; L-glutamate transmembrane transporter activity; glutamate:sodium symporter activity. The coding region runs from base 2466 to 4223 and encodes 585 amino acids. Gene Ontology annotation, cellular component: plasma membrane. The record is from RefSeq and is a predicted model, not a curated record.